CUCGGGCAGCCAUGAGUUUGGAAGCGAUCCGCUAUCGCAGGGGCUCCCUGCAAAUCCUCAACCAGCUCCUGCUGCCUCAGCAGAGCCUCUACGAGGAAAUCGGCAGCGUCCAGCAGGGCUGGGAGGCCAUCCGGGCCAUGAAGGUGCUGCAGUCGGGAUGGGGAGGAGCGCCUCUGCCUGCUUGGGUCUGGUUCCGGAAGAAUCUAGGGAGGUGCGAGGUGCUCCAGCCAUUGCCAUUGUAGGCUGUCUGAGUCUGGCAGUGGAGCUGUAUCAUAAAGGAAACUGGGAACAGAGCAUGAGCAAACUGGAGAACUUUGUGUUAGAUUCGCUGAAUUACCUUGUGAGUGCCAGACCUACUGCGGUCAACAUGGCCCGGGCAGCUCAGGAGCUGGGCCACUUUGUCCACCAGGAGGCCAAGCGUGACGGCGCUACGGCAGAAAGACUGCAAGAAAGUGUGAUCAGCUGGGCAGAAGCCAUGUUGGAUAAAGACCUGAAAGAUAACAGGAGCAUCGGGGAACAUGGGGCACGUCACCUCCUGCAGCAGGCGGGGCAGGACAAGGUGAUAGUCCUGACCCACUGCAACACAGGCUCCUUGGCCACUGCUGGCUAUGGCACUGCACUUGGCGUUAUUCGCUCCCUGCAUGCCAUGGGCCGUCUGGAACAUGUCUAUUGCACAGAGACACGGCCAUACAAUCAGGGAGCCCGGCUUACUGCUUACGAGCUAGUGUAUGAACAGAUCCCUGCUACCCUCAUUGCUGACAGCAUGGCAUCUUUCACCAUGAAGGAAAAACAGGUUUCAGCCGUCUUCGUGGGAGCAGACAGGGUUGUUGCCAAUGGAGACACUGCCAACAAAGUCGGUACCUAUCAGUUGGCUAUUGCUGCAAAACACCAUGGGAUUCCCUUCUAUGUAGCCGCACCAAGCAGCUCAUGUGACCUGAGCUUGGAACACGGAGGGCAAAUUGUUAUUGAGGAGCGGCCUAGCCAAGAGCUGACGGAUAUCAAUGGUGUGCGGGUUGCAGCACCAGGCAUUGGUGUUUGGAAUCCAGCCUUUGAUGUCACCCCUCAUGACCUAUUAACUGGCGGCAUAGUUACCGAAUUUGGCGUCUUUGCCCCUGCUGAACUUCAAGUGGCCCUGACACAGGCAAUGAGCAAAAAAUGAAGAUGUUGAGCUAAGGUCCUCUUGGAUUUGCUCAGCAAAAGUGUGCACCUGGAAGAUUUUAACUCCUGCACUAUAUAAGGACUUGACAGGAUGUGCUUCAACCCCCCCAUCUCUUUCUUUCUGUUCGUACAUCGUUAAGGAAUGCCUGUUACUUUCUCCCUAAAUCUGUUGUUAAAUGUUUGUUGGAGCAAACUAAAGAAUAAGCACACAGUGUGUGUGUGUGUGUGUGUGUGUGUGUGUGUGUGUGUGAGAGAGAGAGAGAGAGAGAGAGAGAGAGAGAGAGAGAGAGAGAGAGAGAGAAUGCUACAGAGCUAACAACUAGGUCAGAUCUCCCUCUUUAAAAAAAAUCCAAUUCCUAUCUAAUGUCUAGUUCCUUAGGCAUUCUAUAAAUACAUAUUACUGUAUUGUUAUCUAGCCCCUAGGAACAUAGGAAGCUGCCAUAUACCAAGUCAGACCACUGGCCCAUCUAGCUUAGUAUUGUCUACACAGACUGGCAGCAGCUUUUCCAAGGUUGCAGGCAUAGGAACAUAGGAAACUGCCAUAUACUGAGUCAGACCAUUGGUCUAUCUAGCUCAGUAUUGUCUUCAUAGACUGGCAGCGGCUUCUCCAAGGUUGCAGGCCGGAAUCUCUCUCAGCCCUAUCUUGGAGAAGCCAGGGAGGGAACUUGAAACCUUCUGCUCUUCCCAGAGCAGCUUCAUCUCCUGAGGGGAAUGUUUUGCAGUGCUCACACAUCAAGUCUCUCAUUCAGAUGCAACCAGGGCAGACCCUGCUUAGCUAUGGGGACAAGUCAUGCUCGCUACCACAAGACCAGCUCUCCUCUCCUCCAGGCAGGAGUCUCUGCCCUAUCUUGGAGAUGUCAGGGAGGGAACUUGGAACCUUCUCUAUGCAUGCAUGCAGGUGCUCUUCCCGGAGCAGCCCCACCCUCUAAGGACAAUAUAUUGCAGUGUUCACACACGUAGUCUCCCAUUCAAAUGCAACCAGGGCAGACCCUGCAUGGCAAAAGGGACAAUUCAUGCUUGCUACCACAAGACCAGUUCUCCAUUCACCUGAGCCAUUAGUGACUCUACUGCCUGGGACAAUUCUGCAAAGCUCUGUAGGAACAACAUAUAAGAGUUUGAUUUUUCUUUUUUCUGCCAGCUGCCCUCCAGGCAGAAUUUGUUUUAUUUCAGUAUCUUUAAAGGUGCUGGUGUUUCAUUGAAUGAAAUACAUGGCAGUCCUAUUUGCACAUAAAGCAAAUUCAUGUAUGUUGAAUUGAAGCUAAAUAUAGUUGCCUUUGUUUUCUGCUCAGGCUUUCAUAUGUCCUCUACUUGCUUCACAGGGGAUCUUGCUAAUAUAGACUUCCUUUGAUAUAAUGUGAAACUGUAUGAAUGCUGGUUUCUAGUAUUUUUAAUGAGAGGAGAAAGCUGGAGUAGUGGGAUGCAAGUGUGGGAUUUUGAAAAAACCUGUCUCCCGCCAAUUGCUCACCUUUUGCAGUAAGAAAAAUCCAAGGUUUGCUUUUCUGAAUCAGACCAGAGAUUCAGUUAAUCUGGCAGUCUAUCUUCAGUAUUAGCAAACCAGCUCCUGGGAAGCUCACAGUCAGGGAAUGACGGAAGACAACCACCCACACUGCUUUAUUGGUAAGCUAAUUGGGGAGAAAUGGCCUCCUAGCAAAUACAGAGGAUAUGUGUAUUGAAUUAAUUGUCCAAAACCAUUUUUCCCCCUUGGGCACAUAAAUCUUUUGGUAAAAGAUUUCUGCCAUUUAUAUUAAUACUGCUAGGUCAAAAUGUUUCCUUCAAAAUAAGUUACAUAUUGAUUGGAAUGGGGCUUUAUGAUAUUGAUCCACUAAGGCUUUGGAUGGCCUCAUUCAAUCAUUCCCUACUGAUUGUUUUAACUCAUACUGCCCUCUAUAUCAGUGUCUUGCUGGAUUCGACUCAGGAAAACUAUUGCAGCAUUCCUGUUCUCGAUACCCUAAUCUUGAAUAAAUUGUAGCCCUAUUCAUAUGUGAUGCACAACACACAUACAGUCUGUGUACACUACAUGCACAUGCAGAACUGUGCAUGUGUACAUGCCUUAUGUCCAACGCACAUUAGUCUGCUUCCUACCUGUGCCCUGCAUUUGAUGGGGCCUAUACCUCAACCCCUAAAUAUGUGUCUAUUUUCCCAUUCACCUGAAUGGUAAAAUAGGGACACGUUGGCAGGUAUGCCUGUACCCAGGUUUACUUCUAAAAGGAACACAUGUACAAUCAUUCUCACAAAAAGCAUGCACAUGUGUACAUAUACCUGUAUCCAACUGCAAGCACAAUGUAAUGUCUGAAGAGGGCUUAUAUGGAAGUUCCAUUGCUUAUAACUUUAUUGCAGAUGUGGCACUAGAGGUGAGAUUGGGAAUACAGCCUUCCUCACUCACAGUUUUCACUUCCUUUCAAUGGGACUUACUUUCAAAUAAUUCAUUUGGGACAAAACCUGAGAAUACCUAUAUGGAUACAAAUUUCUCUUUUUCCAGGCAACCCUUAGCUCCUACACAGCUAUAUAAUAACUUGCUAGCUCUUCAUACGCACCAACAGUUUCCCGCAAGGGAUCCAGAAUGACUGAUUGGAGGACCACUGGUUCAUAAUUUGUCCUGUCCACCUUUUGAUUGACAUAUGAACCAUACCAUGACUAAACACCUUCAUUAGGUGCUGCUUUGGCCUGGAACUGGUAAAGUGUAGUGGGGAAAUGGGAAUUAAGUCAUCAGUUCACAUCACACUUCUGCCAUGGACUCUCUAAAUUGCCUUAAUAAAGCCUUCAAAGGAAGGCAACCUUUGGAUACAACCCACCACCUUUCAACUUCAGAAACUGCUAUAAAAUAGCAAUGCUGCCUUACUUAAUAAGUAAUUUGUAAUAAUUAUUAAAAUGUAUGCAAACUGAUCUGAACACUUUAAUAUGCUAUACAAACAUGUAGUAGCAAUAUUGGCUUUGGUCACAUUAUACUCAUUAAAAAAGACAAAAGACAUUAGACCGGCUUCUCUGUAUUUCCCUCCGAAUAUGGUUGUACCUUGCAACUCUGCAGAGAUCUAGGACUAUUUUUAGUAUGCAAGGUGUGCGUCUCUGUGCAAGGUGGUUGCUGUUAUCUUAAAUCUAUCCUUUAAAGUAUUGUAAAAUAGUAUAUGUGUUUUUAUUCUUUUGCUUUUUGUUUUGUAAAAUCUGGGGGCUGGCUGACCAACUUCGUGCUAGACAGUUAUGGUAAGGCACAUGCUGUUUGACAUUUUAGAGGCAAAAACAGUGUAAGAUUCCUGCAGCUAAUAGGAAUAUGCCACAGCUUGUUCCAAAUCAUGAAUAUUUAUUUUCCUUGAACAGCUGCUAAAUUGCUCUGUGGAAGGUCUUGCAUAUUGUAAUUAAACAAUUAAAAAAAAAUAAAGGAUUAACAGUACAA
Messenger RNA from Hemicordylus capensis (graceful crag lizard), 4546 nucleotides. RefSeq names its product methylthioribose-1-phosphate isomerase 1 (gene MRI1). The coding region runs from base 158 to 1159 and encodes 333 amino acids. Lineage: Eukaryota; Metazoa; Chordata; Lepidosauria; Squamata; Cordylidae. The transcript has 6 exons. The record is from RefSeq and is a predicted model, not a curated record. Gene Ontology annotation, molecular function: S-methyl-5-thioribose-1-phosphate isomerase activity.